GACUUGCAUAUGGAAAAAUACGGACGUGAAAUGGUGGCAGAAACCUGCUUGUUUGCAAACAGUCUUCUAAAUUUCAUCCUUUGUGUUCAGCUGAACAAAGGAAUUGAUGCACAUGAUGACAAAACUGUGGUAUUUCGAUUACAUUCACUGCAUCUGUGAUAAAAAACGCGAACGCGAUCUCCUCCAUUGCUGACGUUUGCAGGCAACAAAACGGCGAGAUUCAGGAAGUGUCCGACUUCAAAUGUAUUUUUUGACCCCUCCCCUUACUGCAGCCGCGUAUUCUCGCCUAUAUUUCAGGCGAGCCAAAGUGCAUCUCAAACAAGCCUACAGACAGAAGGUUGGAAAAACACGGGUUACGGGUUGCCUGAAACGCGGCAUAAAUGUGUUUAUGUAUGAGUGAACACAUUUGAAUGUUUGUCGGGCAAUCGGUGUGGGAGUCAUAAGUCAUAAACGAUUAUAACAUCGAGAAAAAAACACCUCACUUUUUUUUACACGCAGCAGCCAUGCACCUCCCAAAAUUAUACGCCAUCUUAUUUACAUUCGUUGGUGGUGUCAACAUAGAAACAGAAAAUACUUUUGUUUCAACAGAAUCUGCAAUAGUUUUAAAGUGAUGCCAUUUUUCAUUUUCGUCCCAGUGUGGGUUUUACUGCUUGGUGCAUCAGGCAUUGAUGCAGACAAGGUAUCAUUGUUUGUGAUGGUGAGAGAUUCAGUCACUCUACACAGUGAUGUUAAAACACAUCAGCAGGAAAAGAUUAAAUGGUAUUUUAAUGACACUCGCAUUGCUCAAAUCAGUGACUAUCUCAGUAAGACCUGUACAGAUGUUCAGUGUAAUGAAGGUACUGAGAGAUUCAGAGAUAGACUGAAAGUAGAUGAUCAGACUGGAUCUCUGACCAUCAUAAACACCAGAACUACAGACUCUGGAGUUUAUAAACUUCAGAUCAUCAGCAGCAGCAGCAUGAGUGAGAAGCUCUUUAGUGUCACUGUCCAUGAUGUUCCUGGUGCCGAGACGGAUAAAAUGAAGACCAAGUCAGUGAAGAAGGGAGAUUCUGUCACUUUAGAUUCUGGUGUAAUUAAAAGCCCAAAUGAUUUGAUGAUGUGGUAUUAUAAUGACACUCAUAUAGCUAAAAUAGCUAGAGAUUCCAGUGAGAUCUGUUCAGGCGAUGAGUGUGAAGAUGCUGGCGGGAGAUUCAGAGACAGACUGAAGCUGGAUCAUCAGACUGGAUCUUUGACCAUCACAAACACCAGAACCACAGACUCUGGAGAUUAUCAUCUUGAGAUCAUCACCAACAGCAGCAGCAUCCGCCGCCAGUACAGCAUCAGAAUUAUCAGCGAAAAGAGCCUUAGUGGAACUGGCUCUAAUGGGAUUGUGUUUUUGCUUGCUAUAGCAGGAUUAUGCGUUGGUGUUCUGCUGGUGGUUGCAGGUGUAUCUGGAGAGUGUCGCAGAAAACUUGCCUGUGUAAAGAGUUUCUUCUAUCCAUCGACAAAUCAAACAGCUGUCCUGUAACUGCAUGGCGGCACAUUUAAACCAUCUCAUAAUUUACUGUGAAAAAACAUAAAGAGACAUUCCCAAAAUUUUUAAGAAUUUUUUUUUUCUUAGUAGUUAUGUACACGGUAUAAUGUUACAUCUUACAUUGGUAAAUGAAUGUUUACUGCAUUAUAGUGUCAUGUGUGUUACCAUGAUGGUGUUUUCUGUUUGUAUGUAUAGCACUGUGCACCUUCUUUUCCUCAAGUUGUGAAAAGCUAAUCGUGAUGAACUUUAUGGUGGAUGUCAGUAUUUGUAAAAAAUACAAAACGGAUGUUAGUAACAGCAUAUCCUUGUUAAUUCGGCAGAAAAUGGCAUUUUUUUUUUUUUUUUUUUUUUUUU
Molecule: messenger RNA, 1864 nt
Organism: Cyprinus carpio (common carp)
Lineage: Eukaryota; Metazoa; Chordata; Actinopteri; Cypriniformes; Cyprinidae
Exons: 5
Coding region: 611-1504 (297 amino acids)
Source: RefSeq, a predicted model, not a curated record